Molecule: messenger RNA, 2185 nt
Organism: Durusdinium trenchii
Lineage: Eukaryota; Dinophyceae; Suessiales; Symbiodiniaceae
Source: the annotation of a GenBank genome assembly
ACGCAACACACACACUCACAUGUGGGCAGCAUGCAAGCAGCUCCCGUAGCACACCGAACUGCCAGACGCGGACGCUCUGGUGGACGUUCAGAUACCUCGACAGAGAGGUGUAGGAAGAGCCCAUCUGGAGCUCGACCGUGCAGCAGUGAUGGCUGUAGAUUAGAACAAAGGUUUGAAUCAGUACGUCGCUCAAGGUCUAUGCCGUGUGCAGGAUGUUGCAGUUCACAGCGGAUUUCAAAUAGCAAAGACAGUGAUGCCAAAGACAGCUUAAGUGCUUGCAUGUCCUGCACAGCUGCAGAGCAGUGAGGCAACACCAAUGCAUUCUCCAGGCAAUUGUUCGGGGACAAGCACCAGCAGUACCAUCACAGUUCUGUCGCAAGCGACCACGCUAAACUCUCCGCCUGUGAUGUCUUCAUUGCCAACAGAUGCAGAGGAGUUUUUCGAAGGAGGAGUGGAGCUUUCCCCCAUGAAGGUGGAUUCGUCCGAAGAUCUCUUGCGCUUGACCACACAGCCACUGUCAAUGCUAGACUCAGACGAGGCUCUUCAGCAGUUUUGGCCGCUCGUAGACCGCGAUUUGCCGAAGGCUCUCUUCCUAGAUUACGAUGGCACCCUGCGGGAGUUUGAAACGAGGCCAGAACUCGCUGUUCCAACAGACGAGCUCCUGAGUCUUCUUGCGGCGUUGAAUGAUCGACCUGACAUCAGGUCCCAUAUCAUCAGCGGCCGCGAUUCCAGUUUUUUGGAAACUCACUUCGGAAGCCUCAACAGCUUCACGCUGAUUGCGGAGCAUGGCUAUCACAUCUCUCCGCCGACAGAUGGAAACUGCCAGCGCAAGUGGGAACUUUGGGAACACUUUGGUGGGGAUGCAAAGAAUUUCGCAGUUCACCGAAACUGGAAGGCCACGUUGCGCGAGGCAAUGUCUAGCAUCGUUGCGGACAACCCUGGAAGUAGUAUCGAGGAGAAGCAAUCAUCAUUGGUAUGGCAUUACAGAGAAUUGGUGGAAAAGGAUACGGAAGCUUCCGUGCAGCAGGCUUGGGCGCGACUUAGCCAGCUUUGUGCACGAGAGCACUUAAAGGACGUCAACAUCUCCAUUGGGAACAAGUACUUGGAGGCGUCCUACCGGACCGUCCGCAAAGGACUGGUCAUGCGCCGGUUGUGCGAGGAAAAGGCUCUCUUUGGGGAGCCAUUUGCAGCCGUCCUGGCUGCGGGGGAUGAUGUGUCCGAUGAGACCAUGUUUGAGGCGGCGCCGCCGGACUACCUCACCAUCAAGGUUGGUGAUGGUCAAACCCUUGCCAGCUUUCGAGCUGGAACACCUCAUGAGCUGAGAGAAUUUCUUUCACGCUUCUAGUCGAUUUGAGCCGCCUGGGAGCCUGGCUCAGGUGUCGACUGCAGGUCCCCAAACCCUGAACAAGAAUGACCCGUCGCGUGAAACCUGUGUCGACUGCAGUCCGAGAAAAAAAACACAUUCAUCCAAAGCCUCAAGCGCGCCUCGGGUGUUCUACUUCGCGUGGCGAAACGAAGAUGACAUUGUGAAAGUGUUUACCCAGACGCUCCAAACAGCCCGACUGGUCCUUGAAAACCAUAGGGAUUGGUUUGGGUCCAGACCCCUCCAUAUGAGGGUGCAACCCCUGCGUAUGAGGGUCCAGGAGUGUCUGGGUAGUUGUUGUUAUUUUCAAAUCCACGCCAUCUUGACAGCAACUGCCUGAGCGAGCUGAACCUUCUUUCCUCUUCACAGAUUCUGGUGCAUGAUAGGCGAGUGGCAAGACCAUAUGGCUGCAUGUAUAUAGCGUUAAAAGAACUGAUGCAUCAUAAGUGAUUCGUGCUCACCAUGAUUCUGUCUUCAUGAUGAAUCAGAAUCCACAGUGGUACCAUGACGCUUCAGCGAUCCCGAAGGGUCUUUUUCUGCCGAUUCAGGUGGAUUGCAGUUGAUGAGACCAUGGAACAGAAAUGGCCUCAUGGCACUGCAAGUGUUCUCAAGGUCUGCUGCGCUUUGCUGUGUGACAAUCCACUCUUUCGUGGAUCAAUUUGCUGGUCGGCUUGGUGAAAACCACGUCCUUGUAGUGAAAUCACGUCUUCGUGCUCGUGUCGACACAGGUGGCACUCUGAGGUGGAGAAUGACAGUGCAAUGUUGUUCUCACCAUGCACAUAUUCUGUAAACAUUUGUGUGGUCAAAUUCAUAAAGUGGCUC